ACCGCCUACUUCUCGUCACCCCCCACUGGCACUGCAACUCCGACUCGUCUUCCUCCUUGUCUCGUCUUCGGCUUCGUCUCAUCUUAGACUAUAAAGCAAGCCAAGCCUCCUGUCCGGACAAGAACAAGAGGAAGGCCAAAAGGGAGCCAAAAAGGCCAGGCCAAAAGGCAGAAUCCACGAGACGAGACCACGAGAGAGAAGCAGGAGGGAGGAGAGGAGAGUUUGCGUCCCUCCACUUGCCAUCUCCCCUACUCUCCCGCUUCGCGCUCUUCGUCAUCUUCCUCUUCCUGCGCUUGGGGGCUCUCCAUUCCAGGUCCAGGGUUCAGAUUCAGAUUGGGGCGCCGCCGCAGUCCUACCGUGCUGCUCUCCCUCACGACGACGAGGAUGGGGCAGGACGGCCACCAGAUCCGCCGCCACAAGCUCAUCAUCGACACGGAUCCCGGCAUCGAUGAUAGCAUGGCAAUCCUAAUGGCGUUCAGAGAACCAAGCGUGGAAAUCAUUGGGUUGACGACCAUAUUUGGCAACGUCAGCACGGAGGGUGCAACACGUAAUGCGCUGUUGCUGUGUGAGAGAGCAGGGCAUUCUGAAGUUCCAGUAGCAGAGGGAAGCCCUGAGCCCCUAAAGGGAGGAAAACCCCGUAUUGCUGAUUUUGUUCAUGGGUCAGAUGGCAUUGGGGAUCUGUUUCUUCCUGAACCCACUACUAAGAAGGUUGAGGAAAGUGCUGCUGAGUUCUUGGUCAAUAAGGUCUCUGAGUUUCCUGGAGAGGUCUCUGUACUCGCUUUGGGGCCCCUGACAAAUGUAGCAUUGGCUGUCAAAAGAGACCCUUCCUUUGCAAGCAAGGUGAAGAAAAUAGUUGUACUGGGUGGAGCUUUCUUUGCGGCAGGAAAUGUCAACCCUGCAGCCGAAGCAAAUAUCCAUGGAGAUCCAGAAGCAGCUGAUAUAGUUUUUACCUCAGGAGCAGAUAUUGUUGUGGUUGGCAUUAACAUAACGACUCAAGUCUGCUUUACAGAUGAGGAUCUCUUGGAGCUAAGAAACUCGAAAGCGAAGCAUGCACAGUUCUUGUCCGAUAUGUGCAAGUUCUACAGGGAUUGGCAUGCCAAGUCUGAUGGUUUCCACGGAAUUUUCCUUCAUGAUCCUGUGAGCUUUAUGGCUCUAGUUCAUCCUGAGUACUUCACGUUCAAGAAGGGUGUGGUGAGAGUGGAGACCCAGGGCAUUUGCACUGGUCACACUUUGAUGGAUCAGGGAUUGAAAAAGUGGAAUUCAGAGAAUCCAUGGUCAGGCUAUAAACCGAUUUCAGUCGCAUGGACUGUGGAUGUGCCGAAGGUUAUCAGCUUUAUAAAGAAGCUGCUCAUGGCACCAUGAGAAAUUGCAACCAUUUAAAAAUGCCCUCGCUUUCUAAUGUCCAAGAAAAUUUGACAAAUACAGACAGAGCCCUCUAUCCCAGCUGCCUUGUAAUUAGUUGCUGGACAGCAGGAAGCUUUCUUCAGUGUUCUGAGAAACAUGGGAAGCUUCCUUGUGAAAGGUUAUUGAAAGUAAAUUCUGCAUAGGACAGCAUUGUUCCAUUGUUUCACGUAUUUGUACCAUUAAUACAUUCUGAGUAUGAAAUGAAGUUUCCCGCAUGCACCGCAUACUUUUCUCAAA
Molecule: messenger RNA, 1641 nt
Organism: Panicum virgatum (switchgrass)
Lineage: Eukaryota; Viridiplantae; Streptophyta; Magnoliopsida; Poales; Poaceae
Product: probable uridine nucleosidase 1
Exons: 9
Coding region: 385-1362 (325 amino acids)
Biological process (GO): purine nucleoside catabolic process
Cellular component (GO): cytosol
Molecular function (GO): purine nucleosidase activity
Source: RefSeq, a predicted model, not a curated record